AAGAAGAGAAAGAAAGAAGGGGUUUUUCCUUUGGCAUGUCCAUGAAGGGGAGAAGGUUCCUAUCAUUGCCUGUGUUGGCAGUGUUGUCGUUGAUGCUUUUUCUGUAUUACACUUCAAUCUUCGUCUUCCUCCAUGAUUGGCUCCAUUUGCAGAGUUCCCCUGGCGCUUUGAAUGCUUACCUCUUUUCUCUCUUCGCCUUUCUCUCUCUCUUCUCUUUCUUCACCUGCGUUCUCACCGACCCUGGUCACGUCCCUUCUUCCUAUGCCCCUGAUCUCGAAUUCUCCAAAGAUAGUGCACAAGGGAAGAAAUGUGACAAGUGCUUUGCUUACAAGCCCCCGAGGACUCACCAUUGUCGAGUCUGCAGAAGGUGUAUUUUGAAAAUGGAUCAUCACUGCUUGUGGAUAAAUAAUUGUGUUGGUUAUUGGAAUUAUAAGGCUUUCUUUGUUUUUGUAUUAUAUGCCACCAUAGCAAGUACUUAUUCUACGGUCAUAUUUAUAAGCUGUGUACUUCAGAAGGACUGGGAGCUUAUUAAAGGGAAUUCUCUUAGGAUCUUCUAUGUCUUGUAUGGAAUGAUGGUGAUGGCCUUGACCGUAACUCUUCUGACUCUUUUUGGAUGGCAUGUCUACCUUGUCCUUCAUAACAUGACAACAAUAGAGUAUUAUGAAGGAAAUCGUGCAAAAUGGCUGGCUAUGAAAUCUGGGCAGAGCUAUCGACAUCCAUUCAACAUUGGUGCAUACAAAAACAUUACUUUGAUUUUAGGUACAAACAUGCUGAAAUGGUUAUGUCCCACGGCAGUAAGCCAUCUGAAGGAUGGAGUUAGCUUUCCUACAUUACGUGAUAAUUCUUAAACCUUUCUGGUUUGGCCUAGUUCUGAAUCAACAGAAGGUCUGGCCUCUGGGUCUUGAAGUGAAGAAUUAAGAGCUUCUUCAUCUGAAUUUGAUACUCUGAAAAAGGGUUUAAAGAGAAAAGGCAAUUGAUCCUUUAAGCAAGCUUUGAAAAUUAAGCUUACGCAAUGAGUUGACAGAUCUCUUUACUGUAAAUGUUUGAAUGUCGGUCUUUCACCAGCUAGGCUCCAUCAUAGAUUGUUGAAAAUGGAAACUUUAAAGAGUUCAGAGGUUUUCUUUUAUUUUAUUCCGUACAACAGAAUACAGUUUUGGCACGUAGUUAGAAUAAUUGCAUGUAUGUCACAGAGAACUUUUUAUAGUGUUAAUGAAGAGUUUAUAGAUGUUUUCAUUGGUAGGUUCAGUCAUACUGGUUACAGUAUCCUUUCUUGUCAUCUUAUUAUUGAGAAGUGACUCCUAUUUUAGAUUUCCAGUGUAUAAAAUUGAUGAUUACACUUAUUGUAUCAUGACUUCUAUAUAUGUUCUCUGAAUGAUUUCCAUCAAAACUCAGGCAAAUACAUUAUUAUGCCCAUCUCUGUUCUAGAGAAAAAUAACAAUUAU
This is a messenger RNA of Abrus precatorius (Indian licorice), 1442 nucleotides long. RefSeq names its product probable protein S-acyltransferase 15. The transcript has 7 exons. NCBI's taxonomy places the organism in Eukaryota, Viridiplantae, Streptophyta, Magnoliopsida, Fabales, Fabaceae. The record is from RefSeq and is a predicted model, not a curated record. Bases 36 to 848 code for a protein of 270 amino acids. Gene Ontology annotation, molecular function: palmitoyltransferase activity.